Eurypyga helias (sunbittern) is the source of this 2050-nucleotide messenger RNA. RefSeq names its product ubiquitin carboxyl-terminal hydrolase 8-like. The transcript is spliced from 12 exons. Lineage: Eukaryota; Metazoa; Chordata; Aves; Eurypygiformes; Eurypygidae. The annotation marks the transcript as partial. The record is from RefSeq and is a predicted model, not a curated record.
UUAUGUGCAGAGUGCCCUUAAGAUUUUCAAGGCAGCGGAGGAAAGCAGAUUGGACCGAGAUGAAGAAAAAGCUUACAUCCUGUAUAUGAAAUAUGUGGCUGUUUAUAACCUCGUUAAAAAGAGACCCGAUUUUAAGCAGCAACAGGAUUAUUUUCAUUCCAUUCUUGGACCUACAAAUUUAAAAAAAGCUGUUGAAGAAGCUGAAAGACUGUCAGACAGCCUUAAACUCAGAUAUGAGGAAGCGGAAGUUCGGAAAAAACUUGAAGAGAGGGACAGACAAGAGCUGCAGAGAAAGCAAGAACCAAAAGAUGAUGGGAAGAGUUCACUCAAAAACUCCUCAGAAAGUGCUGUGGACUCCAAAGGAAAAAGCCAAAGGAUUAAUGGUGAGAGCAAGCAUUCACUGGAAAGAACGGAUCAGGCUGACAGACUGAGUGGAGCAAUCACACCUGAGAAACUCUUUGCAAUGAUGUCGGACAAAAAUACUGAAUUGAUUAUAAUGGAUGCUCGAAGACUGAAGGAUUACCAGGAAUCCUGUAUUCCAAGAUCUAUCAGUGUCCCAGAAGAAGCUAUCAGUCCUGGAGUUACUACUAAUUGGAUUGAAGCUAGACUGCCAGAGGAUUCCAGAGAUCCAUGGAAGAGGAGGGGACACUUCGAUUACGUUAUACUGCUGGACUGGUUUAGUUCCGCUGAAGACUUAAAGCUAGGAAUGAUUCUUCAGAGCCUGAAAGACGCGCUUUUUAAGUGGGAAAGCAAAACCAUACUGCAGAAUGAACCUUUAAUUCUGGAAGGAGGUUAUGAGAACUGGCUCCUUUGUUUUCCCCAGUAUACAACAAACGCUAAAGUAACUCCACCCCAGCACAGCAGGAGCGAAGCAGUGACUGUUUCUUUGAAUUUUACAUAUCCCUCUCUGGAAGAGGAGCCAGCUCCUGUUCCACCCGUUGCUGCUAUAAAGCCGUCUCCAACAGAACUGGGUGAAACUGAAGAAACGGGAGAUAAUUUGGAAGAGAGACUAAAAUCACUUAACAGACCAAAUGUACAGGAUGCUGCUGUUCCAAAGGCUGACAGUUCAUUGGGAGUUAAUCCAGUAUCAAUUACAAGAAGUAUCCCUGAGGUUGAUCGUACGAAAAAGCCCUCACUAAAAAUCCCUGAUGCUAACAGACCAAAAUCUCAGAGUGCCGUCAGUGACAGCCAGCCGGUCGAGAAUGGACGGAUGAUUCCAGACCGAUCCACGAAGCCGCUACACGAUGCAAAGAGCCUUCUGACAGAUGAAGAGAAAAGUCGUGUACAUGCAGAAACCGCUGCUCUGUUAGAGAAAAACAGGCGGGAAAAAGAACUUCGGGAGAAGCAGCAGGAAGAACAGAAAGAGAGGCUCAGGCGGGAAAAAGAAGAACAAGAACAAAAAGCAAAAGAAGAAAAGGAACAGAAAGAAAAGCUACAGCAAUCCAAAGAGGACAGAGAACAGAAGGAGAGGGAUGAGCAAAUAAAAAGAGAACAGGAGGAAAAGGAACAAGAAAGAGCACGCAAAGAAGCAGCAGAAGCCAAGAAGCAAAGUAAAAAUGAACUGGAAAGCAUCGGUGCAAAAAGGAUUGAGCUGGACAAAAUACCUGCGGAAGACAAAGGAAGUCGAACGCCGGAAGCUCAGAGACGGGCAGUGGGUGACGCGUCGCCGACCUUUGCUUCAGGCAAGCAAACUGGGGUUAAAGGACAACCAGACAGUGGAGCUCAAAAGCCAGGACCCCUUAGAGAGGAUUCUGAACAAGAUACUGAAAGACUUAAAUCUCAGCGGGAGCCGUUAAUGAGAGUGCGAAGUGAAGAAAUGGGAAGGAUAAUACCAGGACUGCCUGCCGGCUGGGCAAAGUUUCUGGAUCCAGUGACUGGAACCUUUCGUUACUAUCACUUGCCAACAAAUACUGUUCAUAUGUACCCGCCGGAAAUGGCUCCUUCAUCCACUCCUCCCGCGACCCCUCCAACUCGUAAACCCAAGCCACAGGUGACUGUUGAACGAGAGAGAGAACACUCCAAACUGAAGCGCUCCUACUCGUCCCCGGAU